AUGCCACAUCAGCCAUCUGAUCAAUGCUCUGUCGAGACCAAGCUGGGCCGCCUCGGCCGCAACCCGGAUGAGCAAUGUGGCUUCAUCAACUGCCCCAUCUACCGCGGCUCCACCGUCCUCUACAAGAGCUUCGAUGACGCACUCAAGCGCCGCUCCGCGUACUGGUACGGCACUGCUGGCAACCCCACCGUGACGAACCUGCAGAACGCCUGGACUGAGCUCACCGGCGGUGCUGGCAGUAUUGUCGUGUCUUCUGGCAUGCAGGCGAUAGCGUACGCGCUGCUGGCGGCCGCAAACAGCGGUGACAAUAUUCUUGUGGCGGACGCAGUCUACCUGCCUACCCGUAAUCUGUGUGACAACUUCUUGAUGACCAAGGGCAUCACCACGACCUACUACGAUCCCUGCAUCACGGCAGACGAGCUGCGUGAGCUGCUUCGCCAAAAGCCCAACACCACCGUGAUCUUCAUGGAGUCACCGGGAUCGCAGACCUUCGAAGUCCAGGACGUGCCGAUGAUCUGCGCUGUGGCACGCGAAUUCAACAUCACGACGAUCAUCGACAACACUUGGGCCAGCCCCAUUUUCUUUGACGCUCUCGGCAUAGGGUGCGAUAUCUCGGUGGAGGCUGGCACCAAGUACGUCGGCGGCCACUCAGAUAUGCUGCUCGGUCUCAUCUCAGCCAACGAGGAGUGGUACCCAAAGCUGCGGGCCUUCAUGAACCUCAUGCAGUCGGUGCCCGGCAACGAGGACUGUUACCUGGGCCUGCGGGGGCUGCGCACCAUGUACAUUCGCCUUAAGGAGGCGGAGAAGCGCGCGCUCGAGAUAGCGCGCUUCAUGGAGAGCCGCGAGGAGGUACUCAAGGUGCUGCACCCGGCACUCCCCAGCUGUCGUGGCCACGAGAUCUGGAAGCGCGACUUCACCGGCUCCUCCGGCCUCUUUUCGAUCGUGCUGCGCCCCCAGUACACGCUGCAGGACGUGGAGCGGAUGAUCGAGAACUACAAGCUCUUCAGCAUAGGCUUUUCAUGGGGCGGCUUCGAGAGUCUUGUAAUGUGCUUCGACUGCAGCGCGUACCGCACGGCAACCACCUUCGCUCCAGGUGGCAUCCUCAUCCGUUUCCAGAUCGGCCUCGAGAGCUUGGAGGAUCUCAAGCAGGACCUCUGCCAGGGUUUCGACAAGCUGAGCCGGGAGUCGAUGGACUGCUAA
Leishmania mexicana MHOM/GT/2001/U1103 is the source of this 1200-nucleotide messenger RNA. Its product is annotated as putative cystathionine beta-lyase. The transcript has a single exon. Gene Ontology annotation, molecular function: pyridoxal phosphate binding. NCBI's taxonomy places the organism in Eukaryota, Euglenozoa, Kinetoplastea, Trypanosomatida, Trypanosomatidae. Gene Ontology annotation, biological process: transsulfuration. The record is from RefSeq and is a predicted model, not a curated record. Bases 1 to 1200 code for a protein of 399 amino acids.